GUGGCACGAGAGCCCUCAACGAUAAUGCGAAGACAACCACUUUGAGUUCUACCAAAGUCUUAGCUGACAAGUACACCAACAUUGAUGGAGUAAAGAAUCUGCUCAAAUUUAAAGGAGGUCAAAAUGGCAUUUGAUAGGCAUCCCAGCGCAUCUGCAUAUUCACUCUUUCCCUCAUUACAGCGCCAGGCCAGUGGAAGUGGAGGGGUUGGAAACACGGGCAACUUGGCAUCGACAGCCGUUUCACACCCCAGUGUGUUAAUGCAAGAACAACUCAGACCAUCCAUUAUCCAUCAUCAAGGUGCUCAUGAAGAUCCCUUUGGCCUUGUCAGUUGUGCCCUGAGCAAUGCCAAAAGCAGGAAACCUACAGAUAACACUGACUGUGAUGGGGAGACUGGCCUACAGCAUCUUGUCUCAAAUAUUUUGGAUGAAGCUGAUUUGCAGGACAAUUUCUUCAGCAAUGGGAGCCAUCCUACCAGUAAUCCAGUCUGGUCCCCACUGGCAGAAGAACUAUUGGAGUAUUCUCAAACAGAAGCAAAAACACAACCGAAUUAUAUUUUUCCUAUCAACCAUGCAACUUUUGAAGCUUUAGGUAAAACACAGGGACAAUCAGUCUACAAGGAUUUGGAAAAGUUUGUUCAGCAUCACAAUGGCAUCACUGCAAAUCAGCAGUGGCUUCUUAAUUUGCCUAAUGGAGAUGGAGACAGCUAUGCUCAACCUCCUAAGAAACAGCCCUCAGGUCAACCAGUGCCCAACACCAGAGACAAUUAUCUGUCCCAGAUACAACAAAGCAAACAUGGCUGCACAGUGCCUUUUAAAGACAGGGGGAAUGGUCAGCAGAAGAACCACUUCCCUAAUCUCAGUAAUAUCUUGAGAUCUGAAAGUGAAAAAAGCGGUCUGUGUUCUCCUCCUUAUUAUGAAAACCACUUCAACCGGAGCAGUGCAAAGACCAGCACUAAUGAUGAGUACACUGAAAAAGACAUCAACCAACUGGUCAACAGUUUGCAGUCAUUCAUGUCUGUUGAGGAUGAUGGCUUGUACUGUGGUGACUUUCCAAACAUGCAAAGGCAGUCAAUGCCCAUGCACUAUGAUGACACUAUGGGUGAACAAUGCAAAAUCACCACUCCUGCAAUGUCAUUACCAAGCACUCCUGGACUACAGGCUCAAAGGCCGCUGGGGAGAAAAUUUGAGUCCGAGUGGAUGGAAAGAAAUGGAGGAGCAAAUAACCAAACAUUAAAUUAUCAUGCCCUCCUAGAUCUACCUGGUGUCAGCCCUCAAAACACAGACCACUUUGAGCAACAGAAUUCAAUCUUUGCAUCUUCAUAUUGCCAAAACCAACACCUAAACAAGAUGACCAUGCACAGACAAAAUGCUUCCAUCCCAAACAUAAGCAUAAACAAGUUCACAAAGCAGCACAUCCAGCAGGCUAGGAUGGAGGGAAAGACCAAGCCAGCAAUGCAGGAGCAAAAGAAGAGGAACCUAAUGUCUACUUUUCUGCGAGAAGGCAUCCCAGCAACCACAUCCCCAACCAGCACUGACUUGAGAGGAGAUGACAGACAGGGCCUCUCACAAAACCCUUUUUUUGAGCCCAUGGAGAACCUGCAGUUUAAGAGAAGUGAUGAAGAAAAUAGCAUCUUUGGUGUCGGGAAUACACAGCAGCUCCUGCCUUUAAUUUGCCCUGUAAAUGAUUUGAGAAGGAUGUCGAGCGUUGCCAUCAACUCCUCCAACAACUUUAGCUCAAGGUCCACACUGUGCUAUGGAAGAGCUGCUCCUUGCAUGGACACUGUUGAUAUGUGGUCAGCCAGUGAUUGGUCUUUCAAAUCCAGUGCUAAUGUCACGAUGGCCCACAAUAGAGAAAACACUUACCAUUGUGUGGCCCCCACAAUGACUACUUCAAUGAUGAUGCAUCAAGGAGGACCUGUGUUCCAGCUUAACUUGAUCCUGGAUGAGUGCUUUGAGCAGUGGAAGUGUUUGGAGAAGGAGCGAGAGAAGGCACAGGCUAUCCUGUCCAUGACAUUCCAUGGCAAAAAGACUGCAGCAGUGAUCAACACUAACAUGUGCAAAACCCCAGCAAACCCAUCAAGAGUUGACCACCUGAUUGUCAAGCAAAUGAGAGAACAAGCCAGGGUUGCAAGUCUUCUUGAUAAAAUGGAGAGUCUUCACAACAUUUCCUUCCAUACAAACAUCCACACAAUACUAAACAUGCAUAAUACGGCAGUCUGCAUCACCCAAGCCAGACGCAAGGAAGAGAUUGCCAACAUGUCAAAACACAAGAGUCAGAGAGCUCAUUUCACAGAGGAAAGAGAUACAGUGCUGUUGGCAGUUGCACUGAAAGACCUUGCUGUUACCACAAGGAAGCUCCGCACAGCCCUGUGGUGUGCUCACCAGAUGACACUCCCAAAACCUGUGAGGAAGCAGGAGCAACAGGCUGCCCAGGAUGCCACACACACAAGGAGGAGCCCCUCUCCAUUCAAGGGAUACUCUUUUUAGUAUAAGCCUGAGAAGGCACUUACCAUGAGUUUAAAGUCCUUUUUUCCAAAACAAGACCAAAACACAUGAGUUAUAAAUUUACCAAAGGCAGCAGAGGAAUCUGAAAAGAGUUCUUACUGUAUUUCCUACCUGCAAGUCUAUUAACAUUUUACCUGCAAUCAUUGCAGAAUAUAUGAGAUUAGCAAUUUAAAGCUUGAUGGCUGCCCUUUAUAGUGCUCAAGAGCAUCAGCUAAGUUUUGGUGGGAAGGAAUUGCAUGAACUAUUAUGCAUGCUACUGCAUCUUAACUUUAUUUCGUACAAUUAGUGUCAGUUCUAAGUUAAUGUGCGUUUUCACCACCCUACAGUCAUAUUUAAAGGCACUAUUUAUGAGGAAGAUCUCUGUGGACUUCUUGUUUUACUCUACUUUGUUCUGUGUAUUUCCCAAACAACAGUUUAAUCAUUAGGGCAAUGGUCUAAAAUUAAUGUGCUAUGCACUCUUGAGGUGUUCUUUUUCUUUCUGUAGCUUCAGUCCUUAAAAUAUUGUGACAAAAAACAAAACAAAUAACCAAACAUUAUUUAUGUGCUUUUUAGGGAAGUUUUAACUUAUACUUGAUACGGAUACUCACACUUCUUCGAGUUCAGUGCUUUCAGUUCAUUUUGAUUAAUCACACACCCUCUGACAAAUAUAGAAGUUCAAUACUAUCAGUGAAAUGUUGUAUAGCUAAAUAAGAAUGUUUCAGUGUUUUAAUCUAACAUAAAAUAUAAAAUUCCCUUUGAAAUGGUUACAUUUAUUCUUACACUUGUAUUUUUCCUGUUAUAACUCACUAUGUAGGAAUAAAGUUGUUUUAUCUGCAGUGUCAAAGUUUAAAUGUUCUCUAAUGGAAUUCAAUCUUUAAAAGUCCAGUGUUAAAGUUAAUGAAUCACACUUACCAUCCUGUUAUUUGGGAUUAAUAGUGUAGUCAAAUAUUCUUCUGAUCAGUGGGACAGCUUGUCUAGCUACAGCCUGUA
Cheilinus undulatus (humphead wrasse) is the source of this 3474-nucleotide messenger RNA. RefSeq names its product minamoto (gene meioc). Gene Ontology annotation, biological process: mRNA stabilization; meiotic cell cycle; female meiosis I. Bases 124 to 2487 code for a protein of 787 amino acids. The record is from RefSeq and is a predicted model, not a curated record. The transcript is spliced from 8 exons. Lineage: Eukaryota; Metazoa; Chordata; Actinopteri; Labriformes; Labridae. Gene Ontology annotation, cellular component: cytoplasm; nucleus.